UAUUGCCCUUUCUUGCAAUAUGCAUUCGGGUAUUAGAGUUUACAAGCGGAGAAACAUUUGAAAGUAUCCGCGCGCACAAGACACAAUCAUUUUGGGCAAGAAAAAAUUCUCGCCUACGUUUGCGCAAGUCGCUACGCUGCCUUUAUUCAUUUUCCCUGCAAUUGAAUGAAUAAAUUAAUACACUUAUUAAGAAGCAAUUCGAACGUUGUGCUUGAUUGCUAUAAAUAACUUUAGCGAAAAAGGUUACAGUCGAGCGAAGGAAAAACUUUGUUGUACUUUGUGAUGAGCGUAAAGUUGAUGCGGUUAUUUAAAUUUUUAAUGCAUUAUUUGCAUUAUUACACAAUAUUUAUAAUUAAUUUACUCGGUUUAUUUAUAAUUAAUUAAGUCACUGAUGUACUCACGAUUACUUCGUCUUUGAAGAUUUUUUUUUUCAGAAGUUAUAUACGAAACAUGUUUUUGCGCAGCAUCCUCGUAGUUUUAUCUAUUUUCGAUAAAAAGAAAAACUGCUGACGAGUUUGAACAAUAAUCAUACGCGAGCGCAAUGAUUAUUGUUAAGACAGUUUUUCUCGAAUCGUUUCAUUUACAGACGCAAAAAGCAUCCGAGACAUAACUUUCGUGACAUUACCAUACGGCAAGGAUGAAAAAGUUUUCCAUUGAACUAUAAAGAUCGACAAGAUCUCUGUCAGGUGCAUACGUCUGACGAGGAGAGAUCAGGUGAUUUUUCUUUCUCUCGCCUUACUCGUGAUCUUAUUUUAACUCUUGUACUUGCUUCAUUUUUACGUGUUGAGGGCCGACCGCCGCACGAACCACGUCGCCACGCAGUCAAACGACGAUCGUUCGCCGAAAAUGUUCACCGGUUUUGGUACCUGUGGACGACUCGCUUUGUGAAUUGUAAAAUUAUUCAGUUGAUUUUCUCUUUUCGAGGCCUUCCUUUUCUCAGACAUGUGAAUUUUAGUGCUUCGACGGCAAUUCCUGCGCGUCAAGUUUUGUCAGUCUACGACGUAUAAUCAAACCAAAUCAGAGGCUACGAAAAUGCGAUUCGCGUCGUGCAUGGUGCUAAUAUUUACCUUGAAUCUGCAUACGAUUCCUGGAGAUUCACUGUUUCGUGACUUUGCGUUCCGGACGAAGGCAGUCUCUGGUGAUUACCAAGCGAAUGGAAAUAAUGUUUUACUCCAAAACCAAAGCGCUACUGACGUGACUUUGCUAGAAUUAAUAACACAAGCAAACUAUUCAGUUGAAAUACACCACGUUACGACCGAAGACCAAUACAUUUUAACAGUUUUUCGACUACCUGGUCCACCAGGUUCAACGCCUGUAUUUCUGCAACAUGGACUACUCGAAAGCUCGGUUGACUGGUUGCUCCCUGGAAAAGGAAGAUCACUCGCUUACAUUUUAUCAAACCACGGAUAUGACGUAUGGUUAGGAAACGCUAGAGGAAGUACUUAUUCAAGAAAACACAAGACUUUGUCCACCUCCGAUCCAAAAUUUUGGGAUUUCAGUUGGGAUGAAUUAGGAAUGUACGACCUACCAGCCGUGAUAACUUACAUAACAGAUCUCAAAAAGGAUAGUUUAUUCUACAUUGGGCAUUCCAUGGGAGCAACGACAUUUUCUGUUAUGGCUAUAGAACGGCCAGAGGUCGCUAAAAAGGUCAAGGCCAUGAUUGGACUUGCACCUGCGACGUAUGUGUAUUACAUUAGAGCGUCAAUAAAACUUAUUGCUCCGUUUUGGAAGCUAUUUCAGCACGUAUCGAAUGCACUAGGGAUAUAUGAAUUUUUCCCACACAGCUUGUUCUUCGAUAAUUUUGCAAGAUCCAUUUGCAAAACCACUUCGCUGCGCAACGUUCUAUGUAGCAAUCCAUUGUUUUUGAUUGCCGGAUUCAAUCCUGAAAAACUUAACUAUCCCUUGUUACCAAAAAUUUGGAGCAGUUUUCCAGCCGGAACAUCAGUCAAGCUAUUCACACACUGGCUCCAGCAGAUAGUUGUGAACGACCUUCGAAAGUUUGAUUAUGGAUUGCCAACUAAUUUGAAAAUUUACAAUAAAACGGAACCUCCUGUCUACGAUAUCUCAAAAGUUCAAGUACCUGUCGCACUACUUUGGUCUACUAAUGAUUGGUUAGUAGGACAAAAGGAUGUGGAGAAAUUUUAUAGCCAAAUUCCUUUGAAAUUAGGAAUGUAUAAAAUAGAGGAUGAAAAUUUCAAUCAUUUUGAUUUUUUGUGGGCUGUCGAUGCUCCAGAGCUAGUAUUUUCUAAAAUUAUUAACAUAAUGAACCAAUUUAGUAACAGUAUUGUUUGAAACUGUAAUUUUUGUAUAUACAAUCGGACAAUUUAGAUAUAACUCAUUUGUAUUUGAUUUUUAUAAGAAAAUGACGAAAAUAAAAUUAAUUAUGUAACCAUUGUGUAUUUGAAGAAAAAAAUAUUUUUACUCAAAUUAAAUGUAUACAAUACUUAACAAAUAUAUACAAAGCUAUUAUAGCGAGGUUAU
This is a messenger RNA of Phymastichus coffea, 2481 nucleotides long. Its product is annotated as lipase 3-like. The record is from RefSeq and is a predicted model, not a curated record. NCBI's taxonomy places the organism in Eukaryota, Metazoa, Arthropoda, Insecta, Hymenoptera, Eulophidae. Gene Ontology annotation, biological process: lipid metabolic process. Gene Ontology annotation, molecular function: hydrolase activity, acting on ester bonds. The transcript has 8 exons. The coding region runs from base 1033 to 2292 and encodes 419 amino acids.